AUUUAUAACAAUGAUAGCGUUAUUCGAGUCCUGACGUGGUGUAGACAUUGAUUGCAGCAGGAAAAGGACAUCUCACCCGCCUGUUCAGGUCUGUAUGACAGACUACUAUUUAUCCUGCAGAGCGUGAUAACACACAACAGGCCUUCGAUAUUCCACACAGACGAAGCAGAUAUGAUCACACACAACGAUUCUUGAAAUCACAUCAUGUUAUUUCUUCUCCAUACCUGCUCGCCCGGUAGCCUGUGCGUAAUUGUUGUAAUUGUCCGUGACAAGGACCAUCUUCAAACUGAGGAAACAUCCGAAAAAGUUGAAUACGACCUUGGUGUAGGUAGACCGAACUUCCUCUCAAGGACAAAGAUCUCUGUGAGUAGGACAUCAACCUGGAGAAGGCCUAGCACGAAUCGGACUCAUUUGUCUGGCAGUGAAUCAGACAAGGUAGUUUUUUCUCGGACUGAACGUCGUGGCUAUAAAUCUAAAUCGAAAACGCAUCCAAUUGUUCCCCCAAAUGUCCAUGAGGAUCACUUGGUAAGAUAUAUGGAAGUUCGACAGGUGAUAAAUGACACUUGGUGUACACCAGAAGAGGCGGGAUCCUGCACAAGCAAACGAAAAGAAAUGCUUUUAGAUUUAGUUAAAUCGUUUUUCGAUGGUCUCUACAAAUCAGCAAUAGGUAUUUUGAAGAAAACACGACCCUUUUGGUUAGAAUACCAUACUGAUAGGUUCGUGCAACCUCCUAGGUUUACAGUCAAUAUGCUGCACUCGUCAACACAUCACAUCCAGCCAGGUCCACACAAACCCGUGGUGUCUGCUCCCCCUAGGGUAGAUAACAUAGACAUGGUCAGUGAACUCGUCAGGUAUGGGACAUUCCACUCAUGGUCCAACCCGGCCGCGUGGCCCAACAGGUUAGCAGCGGCCGGAUUCUACUACCGUAACCAGGGAGACGAAGUCGUCUGCUUCAGUUGCGGUUGCACGUGUAGUGAUUGGCAGCAAGGGGUGGAACCUAUGGUUGUUCACAGGAGACUGGCCCCGUCAUGCAGGUUCGUCAAUGGCCAUGCUGAAAAUAUCCCAGUCAUAGAAAGUCAAGAAGCUAAGAAUUACUUGAUCCAGGUCAGCGGAUGUCGCCCUACACAAAUUCCUCCAGCUAUUGUACACACCACCCCCAUGACACAGCAGUCGCAGCCACGGCACCCACAAACAACUACAGUUGCAAAUACCGCGGGCUUCCUUUCUUUGCCCCCACCGUCUAGACAUCCGGGGGAGGCGACGUCUGUUCCACUGUCGUUGUCACCAGCCCAAAUAGCAACGCCAACUACACCAGCGGUUGCGGUGCCACCAUCCCAUGUCAAGACACACUCAUCACCGCCACAGCCUACUCGCCAAACAGUAAAACGUGAUGGCAGCACCCUGGGUAUAAACACUGACCGACCCCAGCAUCCUACGUAUGCCGUCACCUCCACCAGGGUCAAGUCCUUCACGUCUUGGCCCCACACAAGUCACACACCUGUCCAGCUUGCAGAAGCAGGCUUCUUUCACACUGGACAAGGAGACAGCGUUCGGUGUUUUUUCUGUGGAACUGGUCUUCGCAAUUGGGACAGCGGUGACAACCCGUGGGUGGAGCAUGCCCGCUGGUCGCCCCAGUGUGUGUACCUCGUGCAGCACCAGGGCAGGGACUUCGUGGACCUUGUGCAGAGUCUGACGUCCGGCGGCAACCAGGUGGAAUAUAGCCAAGUGCAGGACAUUCUCCGAGACACGCGUCCCGCAGCCGCCCCCCAGAAACAGCUAGGUGUAGGUGCAGGUACAGUGGCUCCAGUGGCUCAAGCCGUUGGGGACGUACCAGGGGAAGUACCAGGGGAUGCCUUGGGUGAAGAACACGAAGAUGAUUCUUUGGUUGAGGAGAACGAGCGGUUGAAGCAGCAGACGAUGUGUAAAAUCUGCCUGGACAAGGAGGUCAGCAUCGUCUUCCUGCCUUGUGGUCAUCUCGUCUGCUGCGUGGAAUGUGCCCCUGCUCUCAGAAAGUGUCCCAUGUGCCGUGGAAAUAUCAGGGGGACCGUUAGAGCUUUCAUGAGUUAGUGUGCUGGAUAAACACUCUGAUGGCUCUAGCCUUGGGUUCUGUUUGGUUGAAAUUUGAUGAGCCAAACGUUUCAUAAUAAUUUCAUAUAAUUUCAUGUGUUUUUUGUGUUCACACAAGCACACCAUCGGUGUGACAUUUAGGAGUCAUAAGUGGGAAACUCUCGUUGUUAUUAGUUGUCUAAAUUCACUGUGUUAAGGGUUCAAAGAUUCCCGAGACGAUGGUUAGACACUAGACCCAGAUGUCCUAUUGAAAACAAUACAGGUUGUUGGGUGUCUCUGGGUGAUGAACAAGAUGUUGAUGAUCAGAUGUCCGAAGUCUCUAGUUUUAGAUCGGACACCUGUGAAUCAGGCAACUCCACAUCCUGUGGUACAACAGUCGUUCCAGGGGUGAUGUGCUUCUUGUGUGUCUAAUUCAUUUUUAAGGAGAGGUCAUAGAAACAAUUACAUAAUAGUUGAUGGCGCUCUAAUGUCAAAUUGAACAUCAUUUUCAACGUUGCCGAAACCCUUUAUCAUAGCCCAUUUGGUGAAUUGUGUACGAGCAUAGAUAUAUUGAACUUCCAUGUGAAGAAAGGAAUAGUUUCAUACUGUUGUAGAAAUAUUGAAAUUUCCUCUGAUUAUGUAGGAUAGAUGGUAGCAUUUACGUGGUUAAUAGCUCCUUACCGAUAUGAAGAUCGCUUUGGGACAGCACGUUUCAGAUCUUGCCCAACGUGCGAGCACGUGCGUUUGUCGGCUGCAUGCCGAUUUAGUGUUUUCAGUCGUGGGUCGUAUGGUAAGAGCGCCCCGAUUGGUUGGUGACAGACGGGAUUAGCCAGUGGCUGCACCGUUCUGACGUGUUGACCCAGAGGUGUAGGAUAGAUGUUAGUAUUUUCGGCAUCAAUAUCUCCUUAAUAAAAGAAUCACAACGCAAAGUCAUAAAAAUAGUAGGUGUCUAAAUGUGCCCAAAGUCUGUCCUUUUACACUGUAUAUACUAGUCUCUGCUGCAUAAAUUUGCGUAUGUUUUAAGCUGUUUAAAAUGUACCUGUACCUAAGGUUAGACUUAAGUAAACCAUCUGUUGGUCUGCCCAAGUAACAGCUUAAAACAACAAAAUGGUCCAUUACACAAUUAAUCCCUUGCCACUUCUACUCAAUGAAUUUAAUGUAUUAAUGUAUUUUCAUUAUCAUUAAAUCUUAACCUUAACCACAUAACUCUUCCAACUUCUUUCUCUCGGAGAAGAAACACAUAACCCUGAUCACGCGUAACCGUGGUUAAUGUGUCACAUCCCCAAGUGAUACUGAAUGAAUAAAGACUGAAUUUACAGCAAUAAAGUAUGCUGUUAUU
Messenger RNA from Haliotis rufescens (red abalone), 3385 nucleotides. RefSeq names its product baculoviral IAP repeat-containing protein 3-like. The coding region runs from base 205 to 2067 and encodes 620 amino acids. Gene Ontology annotation, molecular function: cysteine-type endopeptidase inhibitor activity involved in apoptotic process; ubiquitin protein ligase activity. The transcript has 6 exons. The record is from RefSeq and is a predicted model, not a curated record. Gene Ontology annotation, biological process: positive regulation of protein ubiquitination; regulation of cell cycle; negative regulation of apoptotic process. Gene Ontology annotation, cellular component: cytoplasm; nucleus. Lineage: Eukaryota; Metazoa; Mollusca; Gastropoda; Lepetellida; Haliotidae.